AUGAAGUUCGUGAUCGUGCUCUGCGCCGUGCUGUCGCUCGCUCACGCGGCGACGUAUCUUCUGCUGGAAGUUCCGGAGGUCAGGAGAGACGCGAGAGCGGCUCAGUUUCCCUUCGGCUUCGGCAGCUUUGGCGGGAGUGCUUCGCAGGCCAAUGCAGAGUCGCAGAGCUUCAACCAAGGCUUCCCGGGCUUCCCAGGGCACUUCGGGGGCUCGUCCUCGAGCGCCGGAGCGCAGAGUCAAUCGUUCGAGCAGGGCGGUUUUGGUGGAUUUGGCGGCUCAGCCGCCAAUGCUGGCGCUCAGAGUCAAUCCUUCAACGAGGGCGGCGGUUUUGGAGGCUUCGGAGGAUCAGCAUCGAACGCUGGAGCGCAAUCUCAAUCAUUUGAGGGCGGUUUGGGUCACAAUGGCUUCAGUGGAUCUUCCUCGAGUGCCGGAGCUCAAAGCCAGUCCUUCAAUUCUGGAGGUUUUGGUGGAUUCGGCGGCAGCGGUUCAAGUGCUUCUGCCAACGCUCAAUCAUUGGAUUUCGGUCACGGCGGUUUUGGCGGCUCUGCUGCAAGUGCAGGAGCUCAAGCUCAGUCUGUUUCCGCAUAG
Molecule: messenger RNA, 588 nt
Organism: Phlebotomus argentipes
Lineage: Eukaryota; Metazoa; Arthropoda; Insecta; Diptera; Psychodidae
Product: glycine, alanine and asparagine-rich protein-like
Exons: 5
Coding region: 1-588 (195 amino acids)
Source: RefSeq, a predicted model, not a curated record